Molecule: messenger RNA, 998 nt
Organism: Filobasidium floriforme
Lineage: Eukaryota; Fungi; Basidiomycota; Tremellomycetes; Filobasidiales; Filobasidiaceae
Exons: 3
Coding region: 350-994 (214 amino acids)
Source: RefSeq, a predicted model, not a curated record
CUCCUUAGAAGUUCGCCAGUGUUGGGUCCCGGCGGGUUAUUAUAUCAACUUCUUCGUUAAUGGGCCGAGCAAGGAUAUACUCCCUUUCCUGGUCGAAUCCCGCAAUUUCUCGCCUCCCGUGUCGAUCUCGUGGGCUCCUGCGAGCGGCUUGCCAGUCACACCAACGCUGAGGCGAUUGGUUUCAUCUUCAGGAUGGAAGAGACGAUACUUCUCGGGGCACGCUGAUGCAGGCAACGCCUUUAUCGAGGUGACACCCUCAUCAACCUGCAACUUUCUGGUGGUCGGCGAGCAGACCACCCUCCUACCAGGUCAGCUGACGUCUUUACCGGCGGCGCCCCCGAGCACAGCCAUGGGAUUUGGUCGAAUGGUGCUCUCGGGAGAGAUCACCCAAGACCACAAACGGGGAACGAGCUCGAACACGGACAAGCAGACUCACGGUCUGCCCAACAAGUGGGUGAAGCCCAGGCGGGUCGAUUCUCCAUCUCCUUCUCCACCUCCUUCGCCGCCUCCUUCUCCACCUCGUUCACCACCUCGUUUGCCACCUCGUCUGCCACCUCGUUCGCCACCUCGUUCGCCAUCUCCAGGCUCACCUCCAACCUCUUUGAGGUCACACCGAGCGGAAGGUGACGACGACGGUGCAGUUGCUGGAAUGGUCGGGACGGUCGGGACGGAGACGGUCGGGACUGAGACGGUCGGGACGGAGACGGUCGGGACGCAGACGUUCGAGACGGUCGGGAUGGCAAACCCCGUCGGAUCCGACGUUGGUAUCCGGGGCGAGGGCGCGGAUGUCCCCUCCUCAAAGGUCGAGUACAAGGACUAUCAAGCCUUACUCGAACAGACCAAGAAGAUGUAUGGGUGGUGGAAGAAGGCUGAAAUCAAGCUGAAGGCGGAGCAGGAGAAGACGGGGGUGGUUGAUAGGUCUGAGUAUGAGGAGCUGACGGAAUGGAGGAUGGCUGCGGUGGACACCUUUUUGGAACAAGCGAAGCGUCUAUAAUUGU